This is a messenger RNA of Hemibagrus wyckioides, 1940 nucleotides long. It is a transcript of the gene arl14ep, whose product is annotated as ADP-ribosylation factor-like 14 effector protein. The transcript is spliced from 5 exons. Lineage: Eukaryota; Metazoa; Chordata; Actinopteri; Siluriformes; Bagridae. The record is from RefSeq and is a predicted model, not a curated record. Bases 178 to 876 code for a protein of 232 amino acids. Gene Ontology annotation, cellular component: intracellular membrane-bounded organelle.
AUGUAAGAAGCGUUGCUUUGCCCUGGUUGUGUUUCCAGAGAGCGGUGCACAAAUGUUUCGCUGUUAUUGUUUAUAUUAGAACUCUCUAGUUUUAUAAACUCAGUGUUUAUAAAAUGGUUUUCAAAUAGGUUUUUUUUUUUUGGUCUCAGAAUUUAACAUCUCCGAAGCUUUAAGACCAUGCCUAUUGCUUGCUCAGCCCUCGGAUGUACAAACCGAUUUGUGAAAGGCUCGGAGAUAAGAUUUUACAGAUUCCCCAUCAGCAAGCCUCAGUUAGCCGAGCAGUGGGUGCGAAGCCUCGGAAGGAAAAACUUUGUCCCGACCACCAACUCAUGUCUGUGUUCGGAGCACUUCCUGCCCGACUGCUUCCGUGAUUACAACGGCAAACAGUUCCUGAGGGAAGAUGCUGUACCUACCAUUUUCUCACACACUGCCAAGGAGGGGGCAGACGGCACUAAGAUUGAAUUAAGGAAGAACCGUGGAGGAUUGGGGACGAAAGAGGAAUCUCGUUCUGGUUCAAUUUCUGAUGGAGGCAAACAGCAGUUCACAAAGGAGAGGAGACAAACCGCAAGAGAUACUGGCCAAAAGGCAAAAACAGGAAACGAUGCAUGCAAGAGACGCGGGGGAGUGAAGGUCUCAUCCAGUGACAGGCAGGUCAUACCCGCUAAGAGCAAAGUGUACGACAGCCGAGGUCUGCUGAUCUCCUGCGGCAGAGACCUGUGCGACUGCUUGGAUGAGGACUGCAUGGGCUGCUUCUACCCCUGUCCCAAUUGCGGCUCCCGCAAGUGUGGCGUCGAGUGUCGCUGUGACAGGAAGUGGCUUUAUGAGCAGGUGGAAGUGGAGGGGGGCGAGAUCAUCCGGAACAAGUUUGCAAGCUAAUAAAUGAGGAGAGAACAUUGCAGUAAUGUUGGGGAUUUCAUGCAUCGAACACACGGGGCCAAAUGUUCAUUGAGAGACAUUACUGGCUUUUGGCUUUGUUGUUUGGAAAGUUUUCUGAGAGUCGAGUAAAAUUCUCUAGAAACGAAAGAGCUGUAAUACUCUAUAGAUAGAACUGUAAUACACUAUGAUGUUAUUGGGAGUUUUUCAGGCUAUGGUAGUUUCUGUAAAACUCAUUUCUGACACGAUGCCUCAUCAGGCUCGCUUUCAUCGAUGGGAGAGAUUUUAUCCACUUUUAAAAUCCAUUUAAAAGCCAGCUCUUUCCUUACAUCGUAAGUUCUGGUGUAAAUCCGAUACAAAUGAUUUCCGGCUUUUCUGGCUUGUGUCUUUCAGAAGCCCAGCAUGAAAAGCUUUAAAGCUUUAUUGAACCGUACUGCUGUGUGGUAUUGCGUUACAAUUAACAUUAACAAACUAUGAACUUCAUUGUUUAAUAAACCACCAGAAAAUGUAAUUGCAGCAUUCUACUACUGUUGGUAACUUACUGAACUCUGAUCUCAGUGAUGGUCUGAAUAUUACUUCAUUGCAUUGUGUUGUUUAUUUGGUUUAUAUUAUUAAAAAAACAUUCCCACAUCAGUAACUCAAGCUUAUUUCUUUUCUUUUAACGUUUGUUCAUGUUAGCUAUUGUGUAAAACAAUGUCUAUUUAGGGAACCCCGAGGUUCCUGCUGUGAUAUUAAAGGAUUACUUAAAUGUUAUAAAGGCUAUCACCUGUCUCUAGCCACAGCAAGUGUAAUGUAUGUGGGAUCAAGAUGGACAGGAGUCCAUUUCCCUGCACUGAGGGGGAAAAAAAGGAACUCCUGAUCACUUAAUAUAUAGACCAGUCGUUAAUAAAAGUGUUUUUUAAUGUAAGUCCUGUAUAAUUUCCCCUUUGAGAGGCAGGAUUACUUUUUUAGAAGAAUAGUAAACUAGACAAAAUCUUCAGGAAAGUGCAAGGAGCUUUUUUUUGUAGUCGUAUAAAUUUAAGAACAGCUUUAGUAAGACGUGGAUAGUGGCUGUGGGAAUCACAUCU